This is a messenger RNA of Lemur catta (Ring-tailed lemur), 3181 nucleotides long. It is a transcript of the gene TMEM225B, whose product is annotated as transmembrane protein 225B. Bases 2211 to 2987 code for a protein of 258 amino acids. Gene Ontology annotation, biological process: negative regulation of phosphatase activity. The transcript has 4 exons. Lineage: Eukaryota; Metazoa; Chordata; Mammalia; Primates; Lemuridae. The record is from RefSeq and is a predicted model, not a curated record.
GGAUAGUGGCUGGGGGGGCGGUGUGGAGUGAAUGGUACAAGCCACACUUGUCAGGGGAGUGCGAUUUGAAAGGCUUGGAGGGGCAGAGCAGGCACCCUUGGGGAGGGAACCCAGGCACGGAGGGCCUGGGGUGACUGGGAUGUUCCAGGUGUGGACAGAGGUGUGGCAGCUAUGAGGGCGGGAAGGAUGGAUGCUUGGGGAACUUACGAAAGGAACACUGAGAUGAGGAAGGCUGAGGAGAUGGAAGUGUAUUGUGGGGGAGGGAGAAACCAGCGGGAGCUCAAGGCGAGUGUGGGGUACAGGAGAGGAUGAUGGAAAUAGGGAAGACACCAAGGUCACUUCUAGACAAGUUGAGGUCGGGGGGACAGGAGGAGGUGCUGACUACCAGAUGAGAGUGCUCAGCACACACCAUCUGGAGAGGACAGGUGCAGCCAUGACUCCUUCCUGUUGAGUUCUAGAGCCAACAGGACUCCUCAGCUGUCUCUGGUCCAACCAACUUCAUCAUUUUAGAGAGAAGGAGGCUGAGGCCCUGAGGGUGAGGUGACUGGUCAGUGUGUCCUGGAGAGAGGAUGGAAGGUGGAAAGGGGAGAUUAUAAGAGAGGGAAGGAUACAGUUUUUCAGAUGGGAAGAAGAGAAGCCAGUGAAGGACAGAAAGGAAGACGAAGGACUUUGGAGCAUUUCAAGUCAUUCUGACAGCAUCCAAGAGGAACACAACGUUUUUGGGUGUGGGGGAUACAGAAGGGGACCUACCCCUUUGCCCUCUGCCCUUAGGCUUGUUUGGCCAUAGCCAUCAGCAAUUAGGAAGAUGACCUGCCCCCCAGCUGCAGUGAGGGCCUCACUGGGACUGUGGGGAGGCUCCAGUGCCUGGUACUGGGCAUGGUGUUGGCACAGGGCGCAGGGGAAAGGGGAGAGAAGCACCCACACCCCACAGCCUUGUCUUCUGCAGUCACUGUGCACAGCUGUAAACCUUGGUGUUGCCAAGCCCAUCCUGCGUAGGCGGGAGUCUCCAGGCCUGGCAUUGGGUGUGACUUGGAAAGAUGAGCUGUUGUCUAGGGAUGCACCCGCCUCCUCAGGUCUUCCUUUCAUCUGAUGCCCCCUUCUGCACUGCCGGCUAGCCAGGGUCAUCACAGUACCACCUGAAGGUCUGCAACCAGGCCUGUCCUCCCUGCAGCCCGGCUCUAGCCACCUCUUCUCCCUUCCCUGCUCCUCUCUCACUGCCUCCAGGAAACCGUCAUUCCUUGGAGCUGCCAGGCUCAGCACAGAGAGGAAAGGACUCAUUGAAUAGGUUUGCCAUGAAGUUGUGAGUGGCUACUAGCCUCUUCUCCCACAGGGAUAUCUGAAUUUUAGGAGUCUGCCCUCCGCCCCCUGCCCCCCAGGUUUAACCAAGCACCUGAGCACCGAGCACUAUGCUGGACAUUUUGAUAUGCAUUGUUUCCUUUGGUCCUUCUGGUGGCCUUAUUGGGCAGGUGUUAUACUCUCUCCUUUUCCAAAUGGGGAAACCAAGGUCCUGAGAGUUUGAGCAAGUUCCCCCAAGAUGACACAUCUGGGAAGUGGUAAAGCUGGGACAAGACCAGGCAGCACUUACCUACCAAGGUACGACUUGGUCAUUCAAAAGAAAUCUAAUAACAGAUGGUGAUGAAAGAGAGCCAUGUAGAUGAUGGACUCCAUGUAAGAGGAUCCUUCACUGAGGGCCUGGGGCUGCAGGAGGCUCUAUGAAACACUGGGAGUGUUCGUGAAACUGUCUGUGUGCACAUGAUCUGCUCGUUUUUCAGCAGAGGGCUCCUCCAGGCCAGAUGGACCCUCCCCGUCUAAACCCAGGGUUCCUGUGGUCAGAAGGCUGGUCACUGAGUAAGGGCACCUGAGACUCUGGUCCUGCUAUCUCUCCUCUGGUUCUCAUUCUGAGAUCCCAGAAGGCCGACAGCUGACUGCAAAAGAGGGUGGCGAUGUUCCUUCUGAUGGCCAGUGGGGUGGGCAUUGAUACAGUUGAAUGGUUAGGACUUUGGAGCUCAAGAGGCUUCGGGAAUGGCCCAGUCCAACCUCCUCACUUUACCAGAGGAGGAAAUUGGGACUCAGAGAGGAACCCGACAUGCCCAUGAUCACCCAGUGAGUUAGUGGCAGAAAAUGUUUUAUGCAUUUGUAGGUCUGCUGCAGAGAUCUGUAGGCUGUAAAGUUAAGCAAGGCAAAAUCAACACUUACUGAGCCUCACAUCCAUGCCAUGCAUGGUGCUGGCACUUCCACAGCCACUAUCGUCUUCACCCUGUGUUGCCGGAGAGUUCGGGUUGAUGUCCCACCUCUGCCAUCGUUUUCCCCUUGCACAGGUGAUGCUGACAUUAGAGGACAAGUAUAUGAAGGGAGUCACCUGGGCCAUAGCCCCGGCCUUGACCUCCCUGGGCUACCUGCUCAUCCUGCUGGUGUCUGUCUUUCCCUUCUGGGUGCGGCUCAUGAACGAGGAUUCCCAUGAAGUGUUUUUCAGUGGCCUGUUUGAGAACUGCUUCCAUAUCAAGUGCUGGAAGCCUCGACCCUUAUCCAUUUACAUCAUCCUCGGCCGGGUUUUCCUGCUCUCUGCAGUCAUACUGGCUUUCCUCACCACCUUCAUCAUGGUGUCCUUUGCAUCUGAGCUCUUCCCAAGGACCCGGAAGUACAAUUUUGUGUCAGCCUUCAUCAGCUUCCUCACAGGGGCCUGUGCCUUCCUGGCCUUGGUGCUGCAUGCCCUGGAGAUCCAGGAUCUGAGGAUGAAGCCCAGUCCCCCAGAGUUCUUCGUGCAGUGGCCUUACUACGUCCUGGGCUUCAGCAUCCUUUUGUUUGUGGUGGCUGGUGCCAUCUGCCUUUCUCAAGAAAUAGCCUGCCCCAGCUGCCAUCUGUUGCCCACUUCCCAGAAUAUUGAGGAGUCCCAGGGGACCCUGCAGUUGGACAAGCUGGAGAGUUUGGGAGGAGAACUGAGCUCAGUACAAAAGGAGACACUGCUGAAGGAAGAAACAGUUAUUUAGCCCAGGAUGUUGUCCCUCUACCCUCUUCGAGCUGGGUGAGUGCACGUGUAGGCGUAUGUACCUCCCACUUCUCCACCAGCGUCUGCUGCCUUUGAGGAGCUUUCUUGAGUGUUGAAUCAACCCUCCACAUCCCCAUACUCAGAGUGAUUCUGUCUUCCUUGUAUCUGAAAUUUCUUAAAAGUUCUUUGAACUCC